UUUCAGAAAAAAAAAAUUCCGACGUGCACGUCGUCUGUACAUCUUCGUGACUUUGAGAAACCAGGAAAAAUCACAAACAGAUUUUGCACAACAUGGCUGCAUCCACACGUGCAGUUUCCUCGUCUGGACUAUCAUUACCAAAAUGGCAAAUUGCCCUGGCAAUUGGGGCUCCAGUAGCACUAGGACUAGGAAUAUGGUAUUAUCGAUCGAGAACAAACAAAACUCGGCUUGCUGACAAGGAAGAUAAGCAAAUCAAGAAAAAUGUGGCAGAUGUUGCUGCUAGUGUGUCGGUGCCAAUUGAAACACAGAAUGAUGCGAAAAAGGUUAAUGGCGUAGAAAAGAAUAUCGAGAAGGUGAAGGAGAGUGUAGUUCCUGUUGUGGAAGAAGAAGAAGAUCCUUUCAAACGGGCUCAAACCUAUAAGAACAAAGGCAACAAGUAUUUCAAAGAGGGCAAAUAUUCAGAUGCAAUUAAAUGUUAUCAGCAGGCCAUUGAUGUUUGUCCGAAGGAUAAAAUUCAGGAUGUAUCUACUUUCCAUCAAAAUCGUGCAGCUGCCUUUGAACAAUUGAAAAAUUAUGAAGCAGUAAUCAGGGAUUGCAGUGAAGCACUUAAGUAUAACAGCAAAUAUGUCAAAGCCUUACACAGAAGAGCAAAGGCAUAUGAAGUUACUAAGCAGUUGGAGUCAUGCCUGGAAGAUAUUACAGCUGUAUGCAUUUUGGAGGCUUUUCAGAAUCAGUCAUCAUUGCUGAUGGCUGAUAGAGUACUUAAAGAACUCGGAAAGGAGCACGCCAAAGAAGCCAUGAUGAACCGACAGUCAGUCAUUCCGUCUAAACAUUUUGUCAACACUUUCAUGUGUUCUUUCGCCGAAGACCCCGUUUUUAAUCUAUUAAAACGAGAGCCGCAACAAGAAACAGAUGAAGAAAAGGGUGCUUUUGCCAAAGCCUUAGACAAAUUAAAAGAUAAAGAAUUCGAUAACAUCAUUGAACUGUGUACUAAUGAGCUCGAAACUGAAUCGAGUGAUAUCGCAACCAAAAGGCUUGCAAGGCUUUUAAGAGGAACCUUCCUAUCUUUGCUGGGUGAACAUGUGAAGGCCUUGGAGGACUUGUCUGAAGUCUUCAAUGACCCUGAUGCAGACCCACAGGUUAGGGUGAAUGCUCUUGUGAAACGCGCAACCCUUCGAAUGCAACUUGGUUCACCAGAAGAAAGUUUACACGAUUUAUUGAUGGCUGCAGAACUAGGUCCCGAAAAUGCCGAUGUCUUUCAUCACAGAGGACAGGUUUACAUGUUGCUGGAUCAAGCAAAUGAAGCCAUUAGCGACUUUGCCAAAGCUGUGUCUUUGAACAGCGAUUUCCCCAUCGCCCUCGUUCAGAAAUUAUACACAGAUUACAGGGCUGCAGUGGCGAUGAGCAAUGCCCAAAAAGUCGUUGCAGCUUUGACAGCUUUCGAAGACGCUAUUCGCAGAUUCCCAUCUUGCCCAGAAUGCUACCUCCUCUACGCCCAGGUAUUGAGCGAUCAGCAAGAAUUUCAAAAGGCAGAUGAGUACUUUAUGAAAGCGCUUGAGGUUGACCCAGAGAAUGCCACUGCAUAUGUUCAUAGAGGUCUGCUCCAGCUGCAGUCGGCAGGUAAUGUUGAAUUGGCAACUAAACUAAUCGAAGACGCCAUUCGAAUGGAUAACAAGUGUGAAUUUGCUUACGAGACCCUUGGUACUAUCGAAGUCCAGCGGGGAAAUCUCAGACGAGCUAUCGAGCUCUUUGAUCAAGCGAUUCCCUUAUCAAAGACCGAGGCAGAAGUGUCUCAUCUCUUUUCGUUAAAGGAUGCAGCUUUGGCCCAGCUUAAAGUGGCACUUAACCUUGGAGUCACACUACCGUCACCGAUGAACUGAUAUGGAAACCAUUCGAAAAUGAUUAUUGACUAUUUUUCCUAAUUCCCUGUAGACUUUUCGUCUUUCAAAACUUGAUAUGGAAAUCGACCUUAAAACGCAAAUUUAGCUUGAAUAACAGUCACCGUCUUGAUCGUCAGGGUUUGUUUUGUAAAAUGUGGGUAGUAAGAUUUAUAAUAAAAUAAAGAAGAAUAAAA
Daphnia carinata is the source of this 2074-nucleotide messenger RNA. RefSeq names its product mitochondrial import receptor subunit TOM70-like (gene Tom70). The transcript has 10 exons. Gene Ontology annotation, molecular function: protein binding. NCBI's taxonomy places the organism in Eukaryota, Metazoa, Arthropoda, Branchiopoda, Diplostraca, Daphniidae. The record is from RefSeq and is a predicted model, not a curated record. The coding region runs from base 93 to 1880 and encodes 595 amino acids.